GGACCCUUCCAUCCUCACCCUGCCUCUGCUCAAUCGCAUUUUACUCAAUGGGCGGGUCGGUUAACUUAACAAAGAAGAGGAAACGGGUGGAGGAAGAGCGGGGGGAGAAGUUGUCAAAAGCAGGCCCCGCAAUUGGCUCUUCAAACUCCUCUGAGGUGAAAAAGGUCAAGAAUUCAUCGAAACCCCGAUCGAAACCACCAACGAGAUCAGCAAGAGCGCAGCCUCAUUCCAAGCAACAGACAAAGGGUCAAGGCGAAUUGGGCUCUGAUAUUGGUGAAGAUGGGGAUGUUGGAGGCUCUGGGGAUGAGGAUGAUACCUCUGCUCAAGACUCUAAGGUCUUCACGGAUUUGAAACUGUCAACUGAAAUACUCAAUUCGAUAUCUUCUAUGGGUUUGACAGAACUGACCGGCAUCCAACGUAAAACUAUACCUUUGCUGUUGGCUGGAAAAGAUGUGAGUUUGAAAUUUUCCCCACCCGCCAAUUUUUUGGUCAACUCUCCCUCAACCGGCACCGCUUAUGCAUUUGGUAGGUCAUAGCGUUAUCCAAGCCUGGUAGUGGGAAAACUCUCGCCGUGCUUGCAUCAAUUAUCUCCCUGGUUACAUCCCGCAAUGUGAAGCCACGUAAUGGCACUGUCGCUAUCGUCCUGACCCCGACCCGUGAAUCCGCUCUUCGACUGCUGGGCGUCGCAUCAGAACUCCUCUCCAAUGCACCUCAAACUCUUGGUAUAGUAACCGACGGAUCAAACAUUCGUCCCGAGAUCGAGAGGCUGGCGAACGGGGUGAAUAUCUUGAUAGCCACUCCUCGCCGACUCUUGGAGCAUCUCAACACUACUCCUGCUUUCGUGAUCCGAAAUCUCAAGAAUCUUGUCGUUGACGAUGCGGAACGUAUUGCGGCUCUGGCAGGGGUACAAGAUAUCUUGGCCAAUAUUGGCAGGGUUCUUCCCAAGAAGAGGAAGACAGCAUUGUUCUCUGCUGACACCAUCGAUGAAACCGUUGUUGAAACCUUGCAUUUCAGGUCCCCGCACCGGGUGCAAGCUGAUGAUCAAGCCGAGCAACAGCCUGAACCCGCUGAGGGUCAGGUGCAGGGGUAUGUUCUGAUAAAGCCAGAGAAGCGCUUCCUGCUUCUUCACUCUUUCCUGAAGAAGUUUUCACGAAAGAAGAUUAUUGUUGUCUUCUCAUCAACAUCUGCUGCCCGAUACUAUGCGGAGCUUUUGUCCAUCCUUGGGUUGAAGGUCUGCCAGGUUCAUGCGAAACAGACCACACAACAACGAGCGAGUAACUAUUCUAGGUUCAAAGCAACCCAGGAAGGUGUUCUUAUCUGCACUGAUGCUAUUUUUCGCUGUCAUGAGGUGGCUCCAUUUCUUUUGCGGCCCGGAUCUCGCUUCCUUGCUGACCAUCUUUUGGCAGAACCCUGCUGUAGACUGGAUAAUUCAGUACGACCCUCCCGAGGAUCCGCGAGAGUAUAUUAGUCGUUUGGGCCGUUCUGGCGGGAGCCGAAGUGUGAUAUUUCUACUACCUGACGAACUGGUGUUUGUCGGACAUCUUAAGGAAGCGAAGGUAGAAACCGAAGAGUUUGAGUUUUCGUCGAAACAGUUGGUGAAUGUCCAGGGUCAGCUUGAGAAGCUGGUAUCAAAGGAUUACCAGCUACAUUGUUUGGCGAAAGAUGCCUUUAGGUUUGUAUACGCCUUUAUUUCCAUCUAUCUGCCUAUAUUCCUCAUAUCUCCUGCAUGGUUCUCUACCCUUCACUUCUUUCCUUGGAGUCCUAAGUGAUGAGAAAAAAUUGGUCCGUGUUGAUGAGGCGGAUUAAGACCCCGCUACACGAUUACUUCCAAAAUAGGCAAACGCUCUGAUCCUCCUUGUUUCCUUUUCCCUCUCUUCUCUCUCUUUUCGCCAACUGCAUACAUGCCUAGCUCCCUUCCAUUGACAUACACCCCCAGAUCAUACCUUAAAAACUAUGCCUUACACGCCCUCCCCUCCAUAUUCGACUACUCAAAAUUAGACGUUGCCAAAGCCGCAAAAAGCUUCGGCUUCGACACACCGCCCAGAGUAGACGUGCAUCCCGACGAAGCCAAAGACAGGGAUAAAGGGAGGAUGACCUACGCGCCACCAAAGCCCGGCGCAUUCCCUGGUAAGGUCAUCAGACGGAGAGCUACCGCUGUAUAAUUUAAUCAUGUAAAUAAUGGCGUUAUUCUUUUUACUUUUACCCC
Messenger RNA from Tuber aestivum (summer truffle), 2206 nucleotides. NCBI's taxonomy places the organism in Eukaryota, Fungi, Ascomycota, Pezizomycetes, Pezizales, Tuberaceae. The record is from the annotation of a GenBank genome assembly.